ACAGCACAACCGUUAUGUAUAGUUGUUGUUUUACCAGCCAGCUGUAAAUAUGGAUAUAAGAAGACUGCGGCCGAUUUCCUGCCUAAAUCAGUAUUAAGCGAACUGUGAGCUCACAUGGAAGUCAGUUAAGUGUCUUGACGAUACGUUGACCGAAAGUCUUUUGAAGUCCAAAACCAAAACAAAAAAAAAAAAUUUAAAAACAACAAAAAAAGUUAAGGUAAAGGUAAUUUUUUGUGUGUUGCAAAGUAAAACCACAACAACAACCGGUUAGCGACCAACAACUAAGCUGUCAGUCAGCAGCGGUGCGAACAAAAGCAACAGCAACAACAACAAAGAGCUUCAAUGCAAACUAACGCCAGCUUAAGGAUUGUACGCCUAAAAGUGUGUUGCGUUUGUGCAAAAAUCUAAGCAAACAGCUAUUAAAUGCAACAAAGUUGUAAAACAGUUAAAACCGCAAAGUAAAUAAGUACGUGCAGUUGCAGUUUUAAAGGUUUUUGUCAAGAAAAAACAAAAUUUUCGUUGUGAAAAAAAUUUUCAUGCAGCGAAAGUGAAGUGUGUUGAAGUGGAGUAGCCGCCACCAGCGACGAGCAAGAAAAAUCAAUAUCCGUCUAAAGUUUAUAACGGUUUCAACGUAAGAAAACCAACAACAACAACAGCAACUAUUACUACGAAAAAAAUUCACCAGGAAAAAAACUCAAAAAUUCAGUUUUAAACCUCAAGUAAAUACACACAAACGUACUCCACACAUACCAGACAUUAAUCAAAGACUUUAAACACGCCAAAUAGAAAAAAAAUACAAAUAAAUAUAAACUAAUAAAUAGUUUCACACAAAACUUAAGCUAAAUAUACACUAAUUUGCUUACAUAAAUACCCACUUAACCAGCAAAACCAAUAUAAAAUACAAGUAAAAUUAAUUAAAAAGACUGUGUAUCGUGUAUAUAUAUGUAUGUAUAUGUGUUUCGUGUAAGGUUAUGUGCAAUCAAUGCUUAGUCGCUUGAAAAGACAACAAACGAAAAGGCAGUAAAAGCAGCUAAUUUGCAUAAGACAAAAAAACAACAACAACUAUAAUCGCAAAAAAACAAAUAUUAAAAUAAUUCGAGAAAAAUUCAAAACUAAUUUUGAAAAAAAGUUUCAAAAAAAUUUAAAAAUAGAAUUGAAAAAAUUUCGAAACAUAUUUAAAAGAAAGAAUAAAAAAAGUCCGAAAACAAUUUUGAAAAAAUAUCGAAAAACCUUCGAAAAUCAUUUCGAAACAAUUUUGCAUUAAUCCAGCGUCAAACGCUAAAGUCCAUUUUUCGAUAUUAGCGCAGUAAAUACAAAUUUAAAUACUUAACUAAAAACAUAAAACAAAAAUAGCCAAAAGUUGUUUAAUUCGCAGCGUCGUAGGAAAAUUUUGAAAUAUAAAAUUUUGGUGCAUUAAUUGCGUAAUUAUAUAAGCAUAAUUGUCAAAAAAUAAUACUUGAAAAGCAUAAUUAACUGCGUGCUUCUUCUUCUCCAUCCAUCUUAUUUAAAAGCUUAAGUAAAGAGUUCAAGCUGAGGCGUAAUAUAAAUAAAGAUUUUACGACUCUUGGUGAACUACAGAAGCCAGCAGCUGGUUAAUAAAACAAAAAAGGUUUAAUUUAAAAAUCAUAAACCCUUCGGUCAAACUGCACGCUAAAUAUUAAAAAAAAGGAAUUUAAAUACAGUUAUUAAUGAAAUAUAUCAACAAAAAUCAUUAAAGUAUUUACAAGUCCGCAGCAAAGCAAAGCAAAACUAGAAAAAAUAAAGAAAUAUAAAAUAAAUUAAAGAAAAUAAAAAAUACUAUACAGCGCCAACUACAACAACGCUAGCCACAAAAAAAAAAAUACGAAAAAAAUUUAUUGAAGGAAAAAAAAAGAAUUUUGAAAAGUUAUUAUUGCAUUAUUAAAGUUUUAAAGCUUGUGAAACACCCUGUAUAACAGUCAAAAUAAAUAUUAGUUACAAAAACAGCUAAUAUAUAAUAUAAUUUACUUGUAAAGUUGCAUUUGCAACUGUGUGCAACGAAAACCAAACAACAAUAAAAAACUUCACUUUCAAAAACUCUUUUCAAUAUAAAAAACACCAACACAUAAGCAACAAAAGUGCUAAAUAGAAUUUGCAACUCACGCGCUUUUCCAAUUUCCAUUUAUAAACGUUAAGCAGUAUUGCUGCACAUAAAUAAUAACAACAAACAGCGCGAGCAACAACUGCAUAGACAAAGUGGAGUCGCGCGCCUCAACUCGCAGGCGACUACAUAACAAACUGUAAAUAAAACAACGAGAAUUAAAAAAUUUAGUGCAGAAAAUUUUGCGCGCACUGCUAGAAUUUCUAGACGAAACGUUGCGGUUGUGCACGAACAUCAGUUAGUCAACGACGGCGCUUGCCACAAGUGACUCGCAGUAGACGCCGCAAGGCCGCAAGAACUGUUUGUGAAGAGAAGCAGUGAAGAAGCGAGAAGUAAAUAAUUGAGAAAAUAUUUGAAAACUGUUUACGAAUGGAUUUUUUUUAUAAAAUUUUUAAGCAUUUCUGUGAAUGUGAUAUAGUGCGUUCAUGAACCCGCAAACUAGCCAAGACACAUACCAGUUAAAGUAAAACGCCCCCUAUAAAACCAAAAGCUAAGAAAGAAAAGACUGAUUUUGAAUUGAAACUUCCAAGAAGUACUCAAAUCAAAGAAAACUUGUAUAAGUUGAGUGUUGAGCAUAGUGUCGAGAUAAAGCUGUAAAAUCGUAGAAUUGUGUGGUUUUCAAAACGACAACAAUUCACGUUGUGUGUAUUUCGAGCAGAUUCCUGUUAAACAGUAUCAUAAAAAAGUGACGAAAUUGAAAGGAAAAAAGAAGAAACUCUAAACUAAAUUCUUAAAAGCUAAAACAGACUAAAGCAAAAACUACAGGGAUACAAACCAAACCGGCAAAACCAAAAUUUUGAAAUUGAACUCAGUGAUUUGCAAACACCUUUGAAAUCACCGCUGCGCUGCUGCUGUAGUGUUACAACUGUAAAACCGUAACGCCAACGAAUACCAAAAAAAAUCCAACCAAAACCCGAAAACCGAUUCUAGCGCGCCACCCACGAGACGCCACAAACCAUGGCCAACGGCAACGGCAACAAUGCCAGCGUCGCCGCAACUAAUGGCGAAGGCAACGGCUUGGCAACUAAUGGCGGCACAACUACAACUACGACUAAUGGUACUGGCGCAACGGUGGCCGAGCACUUGAAUGGCAGUGGCACUGAGAGCGUCGUAAAUACCAACACCGCCGCAGCAGCGGAUGCUUUGGCAGCUGUUGGCGCAGCAGCUGGAACUGGCGAUGCAACAGAUGAUGGUGUGGCUGGUGAUGGUGGCGGUGUUGGUGGUGGCGUUGUUGGUUUGGGCGGCGCCGCUUCCACCUCAUCUAUGGGCGGCGAUGAUGCUGGCACCGAUGCGGGCGCCAGCUCAUUGCCACCGUCCGAAGAGGCGGGCGGUCGUCCACCACUCGAUACCGCUUGCUCUGAUGGCGGUGGCGGUCCAUCGAGUUUGGGCGGUGGUAUGGUUGGGCCACCAAGUCCACUAACCGGUUGUUAUUUGCUGAUCGUGCUGGGUGAGCCACAUUCGGAGGAUCAUAAGGAUAAUAUAUUGCAGCAUUUGUUAAAGGGUUUUCUCUCAUGGGACGUCGGUGAUUGUCACGUCGAUUUGGAAGAGGAAUUGAAUACGAUCACGCAACACGCACCCGAAGGAGAGGAAGCUCGUCACGGUAAGUCUGAUUUACUUAGGUAAUACAUAUGAUAAAA
Bactrocera oleae (olive fruit fly) is the source of this 3756-nucleotide messenger RNA. Lineage: Eukaryota; Metazoa; Arthropoda; Insecta; Diptera; Tephritidae. The record is from RefSeq and is a predicted model, not a curated record.